UUGUGCGACCUCUUUCAUGAAUUGCGGCUUUACUAAAAUAUGCAGCUUCGCCAAGCGCUUCAUAUAUUACUCAGCUAUUAGGACCCUCGGAGACACAAAGCCUCCGAGAUGUACGCUCUCGUCAACGCCUUCCUGCGAUGUCUUGCUCUGCUUCUACCUCCCCCUUGGCUGCAACUCGGAAUUUGGUGGUGGGUUGGGGAUGAGCACGGAAAGAUGACAUGGCCCAAUCCCAGCGCUCGUGUGCGAGGACGAAAGCGGCUUACAGAUCAGGAAGUAAAGAGAGGAGCGCCCCGCAGCUUCUCGUCCCCUGUUGCUCACGGUUACAUCUGCCCAGUAGCAAGCCCGCCGGCCCCGGGAGCUCUCCUGGGCAGAGUUUGGCAGCUCUGGCAGACCUGGAUCUGCUAUCUCGGGACUCCCUCGGUCCUUCGCAGACACGUGUGUGAUAAUCAACCCUCUCUGCCGAACUUCUCUCCUCUUCCCUACGAUUGUGCCAGUGCGGAGGGAACCAGUGUUUGGUCUGAAACGGCACUAGCAGCAAACGAGGAAGCGACGGAUCAAACCUUCGGUGAGAGCACAAUGUGCGCUGCGGUGGAGACUCAAAGCCAAUCUGCUAACCCAAUGGAAAGCAUGCGGCUCAGCAAUACCGAAGAGGACGGGGAGCAACACCACGAGAUGGGGACCCAGGUGAAGAUCACGGUGGCCAUUCAGGCCGCCGAAGACGAAGAGCCCGACGGAGACGCGAUCCUGCAGUUUAUUGACACGCGAGGAGGGAGCUGCAGCGAAGAUGACGCAGGCAGACACGAUAAGUCAAGUGGUGCUGGAACAAGUGGAGGGGAACAAGAAGAGGAAAGCUGGCAGCCCCCUGACCAUGAACUGACAUCAAAGCUAGUUGCCCAAAUAGAAUUCUACCUCUCUGAUGAGAACUUGGAGAAAGAUGCUUUCCUGCUCAAACAUGUCCGCCGUAACAAGCUUGGCUAUGUCAGUGUCAAGCUGCUCACCUCCUUCAAGAAGGUUAAACAUCUGACAAGAGACUGGAGAACAACAGCUUUUGCUUUGCGACACUCUCAGCUGCUGGAGCUAAAUGAAGAGGGGCGCAAGGUGCGACGUAAAACACCAGUGCCAAUAUUUGCCAGUGAGAAUUUGCCUAGCCGCAUGCUGCUGGUGACCGAUCUGCAUUUAUGGCCGGAGCUGGGAGUGGUUGUGGUUGAGAACAACACCGGGCCAACGCAGCAGGAGAAGAUCAUGGAGCACCUGCUGAAGGUAUUUGGAGCGUAUGGUGUUAUUUCUUCUGUACGCAUCCUCAGGCCUGGAAAAGAGCUGCCACCUGAUCUCAAGAAGCUUAGUGGCCGCUACACCCAGCUGGGUACCAGUGAGUGUGCCAUUGUGGAGUUUGAAGAAGUUGAUGCUGCUAUUAAAGCUCAUGAAGCUAUGGGUGAGAAAGAGGUAGCAGUGGGUGCGGGAGAGGAUGAGAAUACAACGGUUAUAACCACAACAGGACCUAAGGUGGUCCUCAUCGGAACUAAGCCUCCUAAGAAGAAAGUUCUAAAAGAACGUCAAAAGGAAGAUGGUCCUAAAAAGAACCGUUCUCUCAAUAGCCGUGUUCGAGAAUUGCAGUACCUGGGAGAGGACUCUGCCUGCAGUUCUUCCGAGACAGAAAGCAACCCUAACUCCCCAAGGCAGACUCGCAAAGAUCAGCUCAAUAACAAGUUGAGCCCACCAGUGGGUGGCUUCCAUCAGAAUAAUCAUUUGAGCCCCAGUGUAUCUCCCCGUUCCAGUCCCUGGAAUAGCCCCAGAACGAGCCCCUCUGUUCAGCGCAAGACUCCUCCUUCCCGUAAGUCGCCACUAGCAUGCGAGGGCAAACUGAGCCCUGAGCCUGGACGGAAGUGGGCAGACUAUUCCUCGGACAGUAGCCUGACUCCUUCGGGAAGCCCAUGGGUGCAACGCCGGAAGCAAGUUGCUUCUCAGGAAAGUAGUCCUGUUGGUAGUCCAAUGCUAAACCGUAAGAUACAAAAUGCAGAUGGUCUACCCCCGGGGGUCGUGCGGCUUCCACGGGGGCCCGAUGGAACAAAGGGCUUCCACAAUUCUGCCUCGGGGGCAGACAAGAGCAGAACAAUCCCACAAGAGUAGCAAGUCACUCCUGUGCAAACCUUGCGUCCAGCCUAGAAAAGCUGAAAAGCUAACAUUCCAUAUUCUCUAACUUUUUUUUUUUUUUUUUCCUGUGUUUCCCCCCAUGGCUGUUUAUUGGUAAUGACAAGUCAUAAGCUGUAUUUUUAUUUGUCUUUGUUUAAUAUGAUGCACAGACUGUGCACGAAAGUAUUUUUGUUUUAGAGAGGUAUUUUUUUUAUGUAUGUACAGUAUAUAUAACAUGGGAGCAGUGUUGGGAUUGCUCAAAAAAUCCUUGGGUUGUAACUAAUGUGGAAUAUUGCAGCUUGUGCGGACUUAAUGUAUUUAGUUUCCUUUUUAUAUUUUUUACUAGCCAUGAAUUUUUUGUUUGUUUGUUUUUUUUUUUUUUUUAAAUGGGUGGGUUAAUUGCAUAAAGCUGUCUGGGAAUCCCCAGGGUGUGGGAUAUUCAAUCACUUGAUAAACCAGUUUGGUUUAAUGGCGUGCAUGUCGUCUUCGUAGGUUUGUCCACCUUGGUGAUCAUCUUCUAAGUUCAGGUGCAGAGGUGACCCGUGUGUCUGUUUGGAAGCAAAAUGAAAAGAAUGUGAAGUGCUUGUGCCGUCUCUGUCCUAGUGUUCAUCAAAGCGGUAUUGCAGCUAGAAGGGUUUGGUGUGUGUGUGUGUGUUUGACUGUUUUUAUUCUGUUUACACGUUGACUACAAAUCAUAUGUUGCAAUGAUGGUUUAUGCAAGAGAAGAUGAACAGUAGACACUUAAUUUUGAAGUUUUGAUAUCUUUUUUGGACAUGGGAGAUUAUAUCAGUUGGGUGGGCUUUUUUUUUUUGUUAAACAGGAAAUGGGCGGCUGGGAGAGAGAGAAGUAACAUUCAGAACUUUGUAGGGAGAACAAGUGCGUGCAGGUUUCACUUAAAUAUGAAACCCCUGUUCUGCCAUCUGAAUCAUUCUAUGCUGUACAAAUGUGAGCUAAAACAUUGGACAAAUAAAUGAGUCAAAUUGCA
Erpetoichthys calabaricus (reedfish) is the source of this 3115-nucleotide messenger RNA. It is a transcript of the gene larp6a, whose product is annotated as La ribonucleoprotein 6, translational regulator a. The coding region runs from base 109 to 2127 and encodes 672 amino acids. The transcript has 3 exons. Gene Ontology annotation, molecular function: mRNA binding. Gene Ontology annotation, cellular component: nucleus. Gene Ontology annotation, biological process: RNA processing. Lineage: Eukaryota; Metazoa; Chordata; Cladistia; Polypteriformes; Polypteridae. The record is from RefSeq and is a predicted model, not a curated record.